Molecule: messenger RNA, 841 nt
Organism: Cucurbita moschata (crookneck pumpkin)
Lineage: Eukaryota; Viridiplantae; Streptophyta; Magnoliopsida; Cucurbitales; Cucurbitaceae
Product: nascent polypeptide-associated complex subunit alpha-like protein 1
Exons: 4
Coding region: 62-664 (200 amino acids)
Biological process (GO): protein targeting to membrane
Cellular component (GO): nascent polypeptide-associated complex; cytoplasm
Source: RefSeq, a predicted model, not a curated record
GGGUUUCUUCUGUCGUCAAAAGCUUUCUGUGGGUUUUGCUCCUCAACUCAUUUCUAACGACAUGACUGCUCAGACCCAGGAAGAGCUUCUCGCCGCUCAGCUAGAGGAGCAAAAGAUUAAUUCUGAUGAACCUGUAAUUGAAGAGGAGGACGAUGACGAUGAUGAUGAAGAAGACGAUGACAAAGAUGAGGAUGAUGCUGAAGGGCAUGGAGAGGCCAGUGGCAGGUCUAGGCAAAGCAGAAGUGAAAAAAAGAGUCGCAAAGCCAUGUUGAAACUAGGAAUGAAGCCAAUUCCUGGUGUGAGCCGCGUCACGAUCAAGAAGAGCAAGAAUAUUCUUUUUGUCAUUUCAAAACCAGAUGUUUUCAAGAGUCCUACUUCAGAUACCUACAUUAUCUUUGGGGAAGCCAAGAUUGAAGAUUUGAGCUCCCAACUACAAACCCAAGCUGCAGAACAGUUCAAGGCACCUAAUUUGAGUAACUUGACAUCAAAGCCUGAGCCAUCAACCGUGGUUCAAGAUGACGAAGUUGUCGAUGAGGAUGGGGUCGAACCCAAGGACAUUGAACUGGUGAUGACUCAAGCUGGUGUGUCGAGACCAAAGGCCGUGAAAGCACUCAAAGCAGCCGAUGGCGAUAUCGUAUCUGCUAUAAUGGAACUUACAAAUUAAUGAGUAUGAGGUCAGUGUUUUUUUAAUAUGGAGUGUUGAAAUCAUUUUGCCUUGUUUUCCCAUAUGUUGUACCCGCAAAAUUUGAAGUUGAGAGAUUGAAUGAUUCUGUAAACUUUCAUAUCAGUUUUAUGUUACAUUAAAGCUUGCGGCGGUUCUAAUACUAUGUGCCUUCUGAUA